UUAUUCCAGACAGUAAUGCAGGCCUCAACCUGUGAGGAAACAAACAGCUUGAACCAUCCAAGAAGAGAUCACAAAUAUUUUUGACCUCCUCAAAAAUCUAAGACUAUUAGUGGUGGAAAAGCUCCACAGAUAUUCAUAUUGUCGGAAAAGCCGAGAUUGCAAGUCAGAGCUGAUUAUGCAUCAGAGGAUCCACACUGGUGAAAAACCAUACAAAUGCUCCGAAUGUGGAAAAGUCUUUCACUACACCUCCCAACUUCUUGAGCAUAAAAUUACCCAUACUGGAGAAAAGCCUUAUCAAUGCUCACAGUGUGCCAAAAAGUUUAGUAAGCAUGCCCACCUGGUGAUACACAAGAGGACACACACUGGAGAGAAACCAUUUGAGUGUCCAGAGUGCGGGAAACGUUUCAGUCAGAAUUCCAACCUGGUGACACACCAAAGGACUCACACUGGGGAGAAACCAUAUGAGUGUUCGGAUUGUGGGAAAAGUUUCCAGCAGAAUUCCAACCUGGUGAUACAUCAGAGAACUCACACAGGGGAGAAACCAUAUGAGUGUUUGGAUUGUGGUAAAUGUUUCAGUAAGAAUUCCAACUUGGUGAUACAUCAGAGAACUCAUACAGGAGAGAAACCAUACGAGUGUCCAGACUGUGGGAAAAGCUUUAGUCAUAAUUCCUACUUGGUUAUACACCAGAGAACACACACUGGGGAGAAACCGUAUGAGUGUCCAGAUUGUGGGAAAAGUUUCAGUAAUAAUUCUAACCUUAUGAAACACCAGAGGAUUCACACAGGAGAGAAACCAUAUGAGUGUCUAUACUGUGGGAAAAGUUUCAGUCAGAACUCUUGCCUGGUGAUACACCAGAGGACUCACACGGGAGAGAAACCAUAUGAGUGUCCGGAUUGUGGCAAAAGUUUCCAGCAGAAUUCCAACUUGGUCAUACACCAGAGGACUCACACAGGAGAGAAACCAUAUGAGUGUUCAGAGGAAAACCAUAUCAGUGUCCAGAUUGUGGGAAAAGUUUCAGUCACAAUUCUGACUUUGUGA
Molecule: messenger RNA, 1039 nt
Organism: Notechis scutatus (mainland tiger snake)
Lineage: Eukaryota; Metazoa; Chordata; Lepidosauria; Squamata; Elapidae
Source: RefSeq, a predicted model, not a curated record